CACAUUCUGUACCGUUCUGUAGUAUCAAGUAUCACGUUUGAAAAAAUCGAUUCUACUCGGAUCCGAAAAUAUCGUUCGAACCCUAGGCUGAAACAAAGCAGAAAAAAUGUCCGCCUAUAACAAAACCGCAUUAAAAAAAACCCUAGGCUGGUUUCCAUGAUCAGAAUAUCUUAAUAAUAAAAAACAUAUAUCUUCUUCUUAAUCUGUAUCGAAGAAAAAUUUUGUACAACAGAUAAUGGCUGUAUGGGCUAAGUUCUCUUCGCCUUUCCUUUAAAGAAAAGAUCUACAAAAAAAAAAAUCUUCUUGGUCUGUGAUUGUAUUGAUGUUUUAGUGAGUGUUUUGAAAGAACAGUUUUCCAUUGUUUGCUGUAUUUGCAUCAUUUUUAUCUUAUGAGAAUGUUUCAAAAUGUCCGAGACAUCUAAUCAACAAAUUCCGGGGUUGGCGCAGAAGAAAGUAUUUAAAAUAAUUGUUCUCGGCGAUUCCGGUGUUGGGAAAACUUGUCUUACCUAUCGCUUCUGUGAGGGGCAGUUCUUAGAUAAAUCUGAAGCUACAAUUGGUGUAGAUUUUAGGGAACGUACAAUUCGUAUUCGGAAUGAAGAAAUAAAGCUUCAAUUAUGGGACACUGCUGGUCAAGAAAGGUUCCGGAAGUCCAUGGUUCAACAUUAUUACAGGAACGUACACGCCGUUGUAAUAGUCUAUGAUGUGACUAAACCAGAGUCAUUUCAUUCAAUAGUCAGUUGGAUGCAAGAAGUGGAGUCUCACGGAUUAACAAACGCGCCGAGAGUUCUGGUUGGCAAUAAAUGUGACUGUGGCACACCUGAGUCUAGACUAGCUACUACUUAUGCACAGAGGGCUGCUGAUAAGUAUGGUAUGCCACUAUUUGAAACUUCAGCUCUGCUAGAUUCUGAAUGUGACAAUGUGGAAUCAAUAUUUAUGACCCUUGCACAUAAGCUGUAUUCCAAGCAACCUUUGAGAGUUAUCAGUGUUGAGGGCGACCAGAGUUACGGUGUCGUAACUCUACCUCGGCACAAGAGUCGAACGGCGCCACCACGGGACUCCUGUCUUUGCAGCUAGACAUACAUCAAAUGCACUCACGGAUAUAAAUAUGGCUAUGUUUACUGAAGACUUGAUACAAUCACUUAAUUAUAAGUAUACAAUAUUUUCAUAUUAUGCCUUAGAUCAGUGUUUACAAACCUCUUGUGGUCCAGAAACCUAAGAGUCUAUAUUUACUAGAGGAAAUAAUAAGCGAUUUCAAGGUACUUAUAGUACAAAAUAUGGUCCUACAUUUUUUCAUAUAUGAUAAUAAUGCUUUAUUUCUCAGUUCAUUUAUGGGAAAUUAGAAUGUUUAUAUUUACUCGCAGUCCAUGACUUACGUUAGAUACAGAUUUCGUUAGAUAUAGUCCAUGAUUUUCGAAUACCAAGAGCCUUCAGAGGUUUGAUUUCUAUCUAACUUAUAUAUUUUUCACGAGUUUUGUAAAUAUGCUAAACAGAUAGAUCAGAGGUUUCACAUUAACUAGUAAGAUUUGAAAGUUGUCAAAAAGUAUGUUUAGGUACAUCUGGCCCAAACAAUAUAAGGUGGAACUAUUAUUGUUUUGGCGCCAAAGGUAGAUACAUUUUAUUUUGGCCAAAUUAAGGCAUUUUAAAACUUAAAUUUAUGAAGUCAGUAAAUUAAUAUGUCAAUAUUAUUGCUUUAUUAGCGAGAAAUAUACAAUUAUUGACAAUAUAGACUUAAAUUAAUUAUGUAAAUCAUCAUUAAUUAGAAUACCAAGGCCAUCUUUUGAUAGAUAAAAUUAAUGAAUUGUUUGGUAAUUGCUACCGCGCCACAAACUUAUAGAUUUAUACACACAAAAGAAUAGAUAAAAUUCAAAAUUGAGCAGCCUUAAUUAACCAAAACUUAUUAGAAUGAUUAGUUAUUUAUUUUAGAGGCAGCUAUGUAAUUUUAAGUUUUAUUUUUUUAUUUUACAAACAAUAAGAAUAUACAUGUGUAAACAUAGAAUAAGGGUCGGUGCAACACUGACGGAAAUAUACCUUCAGGACGAGUAAAAAAAAUAUAAAUCGGUAAAAAAAUAUAUGGAUCUCAGGAACUCCUGGUUCGAAUUGAAAAAUUAUUUUUGUGUUGAAUAGACCAUUUAUCGAGGAAGGCUUUAGGCUAUAUAACAUCACGCUGCAACUAUUAGGAGCGAAGAAAUAAUGGAAAACGCUGGCGGCCAUUAGUAUAUCAAGAUGUUAUUUAUAUAUAUAUAUAUAUAUAUAUGUAUUUCUACGAUACAAGAAUAUGAACUAAAAUUUAAACACUAGCCCUGCGACUAAAGGUAGGUAUCCGAAUCCACUUAAAAAAAAGGGGUUCGUGGCACAAGUGAAGUGAGAUUCGAAAUAAUAUAGGAAUAAAAUAUCUGAGACAGGUAUAAUUUAGCAAUUUUGUUUUGUAUUUUUAUACAAAAAAUGGAAUCAAUAGAAUUUCUUUACUAGAUGACGUGAAUUCGAAUUUCGGUUCGGAUGUAUUACAGAAUCGCUCUGCUGUUCUGUUGACACUGAAAAAUAUCGUUACCCUGAUGGCUUAUCCACAUUUGCCGAUAGGCCCGCAUGUAAAAUGCGGUCUAUAUCUAUAGGAUAAUUUCAUUGGUCGAACAAAAU
Molecule: messenger RNA, 2634 nt
Organism: Diatraea saccharalis (sugarcane borer)
Lineage: Eukaryota; Metazoa; Arthropoda; Insecta; Lepidoptera; Crambidae
Source: the annotation of a GenBank genome assembly